Molecule: messenger RNA, 1351 nt
Organism: Bombus impatiens (common eastern bumble bee)
Lineage: Eukaryota; Metazoa; Arthropoda; Insecta; Hymenoptera; Apidae
Gene: Arv1
Product: protein ARV1
Exons: 4
Coding region: 510-1220 (236 amino acids)
Biological process (GO): sphingolipid metabolic process; sterol metabolic process; regulation of plasma membrane sterol distribution
Cellular component (GO): cortical endoplasmic reticulum; Golgi apparatus
Source: RefSeq, a predicted model, not a curated record
CUGUGUAUGGGUAGAUAUUUUAUAUUGUUUUUAAGUCCUUGUAAUAAUUUGUUUAUUAAAAGAUCGGAAUAUCAUAUAUGUUUGUAUCUAUUUCCUCGACAGUUUUCAGUCAACGUAAAUGUACGGUCACUUUAAUUAAAAUAAAACGUCGAAUCGGUAUUUAGAUAAAUAAUUUAAGUAAUUUAUGUAUUUUGAUAAUGUGAUCAUUAUGAAAAUGGUGUUCGACAAAGCUGUAUCAUGCAUGCGCACAACUAUCAUUUGUGUUCUAUCUAGUGUUCUGUCAGACAUGUAUGACUAAACUAAAUAUUUCCUGUAAAAGUUGUGUUCUUGCAUUUUAUUUAAAUUUUAUGUAAAAAGUGAUCUUUCUUUCUUUCUAAGACACGAACUAAUCAAGAUUAUAACUGUGUAAAAGAAAUAUGUAACCUGUUACUAGGUAAUGUCUGUUUACUGCAGGUGAUCUGGAGAUAUUACAGAACAAAACAUAAAUUAAAACGAUAAGUGAUUUUAUAAUGUAUCGAUGUGUAAAUUGUGGAGCUGAGGUGGAAGAGCUUUAUAGGAGAUACUGUCCAAGUGUUCUAAAGCUUUUAAAAUGUGGAACAUGUGAUCUCUUGGCAGAUAAAUAUAUUGAAUACGAUCCAGUAAUAAUCUUGGUUGAUUUAAUAUUGCUUAAAAGACAAGCAUACAGGCAUUUGCUUCACAAUUGUGAUAUAACGCCGUGUUGGAAACUAGUAAUAAUUUUGUGGCUUAUUGAAUCUUUCCGAAAUUUCUUUCUAUGUAACAAUAGCAAUCAGUAUGUUCAAUAUUGGAAGAUAUUUCAACCUAAUUUUAAUGGAAAAUGUAGUGUCUAUCUAAUAUUAUUCAACACUGCUUUUGCUCUCGCUACUUUUGUCUUCGCCGUAAUUUUCUGUACUAAAGUGAAGUGGUAUUUUUACCCAACUAAUUCAAACAAAUGUAGUGUGAUACAGUUAAUGAAAGCUUUAAUCAUUGGUGGAUCUGGAAAAUUAUUAGGACUGUUAGAAAUUACAUGGGGACAUGUUUUUCUAACACCCCAUUACUUGCUUAUAUUGGGAUAUACUCUUCUUUGCUUACUUACUAGCUAUUCAGUGGCAACCAACAAUAGAAGACUGGAAUCUUUAGUAAUUUUGGGAAUAGGCAUAGUGGUUUACAAUUGCACACCUAAUUUUUCCUUCACGAUGUUUGAAGUUUUAAAAUUAGUAUAAUUAUUUAUUUUUAAUUGAAUUUGAUUUUGUAAUCCUGUUUGGUAUAAUAUAACAUUAAACUAAACUAAAUAAAUAUAUUUGUAAUAUACAUGUAUUUAACAUUCCUUAAGAGGUAUGAUACUCCAUCCAAG